AUGGGUAUUUGUGGAUCAAAAGAGAGUAGUGGUGACUCAGGAGCUGCCCACCCAGCAGCCCGUCAGGCGAAUCACGGGAAAAACAGGAGACCUGGAGUUGAACCUCUCAGUCAGAAAAGAGAGGGAAACCAAAAGCAGGCGCAAAAUCAAAACAGUUCCAAUGUGAACAGCACGGGUAGUAAAGGAGAUUCUGCCUUGAACAUUUCUAAAGCAGAAAAAGCGGGAUCCAUCCCAAGCCAGACCCCAACUGCGCAUGCGCGGGCAGUUAAUAAUGAUGAAAAAACUGGUGCGAGCACGAAGGAUAAGGAAGUGAAAGUGCUACUUUUGGGGGCGGGUGAAAGUGGGAAAUCAACGAUCAUUCAGCAAUUAAAAAUAUUGCAUCAAAACGGGUUCACACAUGAGGAAUUACUGGAGUAUAGAUCGGUCGUCUAUAGAAAUAUUUUGGAUAUUGGCAGGGAUCUUUUACAAGCAAGAAAAAAGUUCCAGAUUGAGUUGGAGGAGGAUAGUGGUGUGACACAGGAAGACAUUGAUAAAAUCUAUUGGUAUGAUGAAGCUAAGGAAUCAUCAGAUGGUUCAGAACCGGAAAGUGAGGUAAACGACGAAAAGGCCAAAGAACUCAAUAACACACCUACUUUAGCAGCAUUAACACGAUUUCCCGCCGAUAUAUCUGCAACGUUCUCGAAAAUAUGGAAUCUUUCCUCAACGAAGGACUUGCUAAAUGGACCAUUGAGAUCAAAAUUCUAUUUAAUGGACUCAGCACAGUACUUCAUGGAGAACUUACCAAGAAUCUCAGAACCUGACUAUCUGCCAAGUGAACAGGAUAUUUUGCGCUCAAGACAAAAAACUUCAGGAAUUUUCGAUAGUGUCUUCGAUGUUGGGUCGAACUUGAAGUUACAUAUAUAUGAUGUUGGCGGACAAAGAUCAGAGCGCAAGAAAUGGAUUCAUUGUUUUGAUAAUGUUACUUUGAUUAUAUUCUGUGUUUCGUUGUCAGAGUAUAAUCAAUUGUUAUUAGAAGAUCAAUCUCAAAACAGAUUUCAAGAAUCUUUAGUGCUUUUUGAUAAUGUUAUCAAUAGUAGAUGGUUUGCACGUACUUCAGUGGUUUUAUUUUUGAAUAAAAUUGAUCUCUUCGCUGAAAAACUACAAAAAGUUCCAUUGGAGACAUAUUUUCCGGAUUACACAGGCGGUAAAGAUAUAAAUAAGGCCGCAAAAUACAUUCUAUGGAGGUUUAUCCAACUGAAUCGGGCAAACUUAAGCAUCUAUCCUCAUGUGACACAGGCCACUGAUACCUCAAACAUUAAACUAGUAUUUGCUGCAAUAAAGGAAACUCUAUUGGAGAAUACUCUGAAGGAUACCGGUGUACUGUAA
Molecule: messenger RNA, 1365 nt
Organism: Zygotorulaspora mrakii
Lineage: Eukaryota; Fungi; Ascomycota; Saccharomycetes; Saccharomycetales; Saccharomycetaceae
Gene: GPA2
Product: guanine nucleotide-binding protein subunit alpha
Exons: 1
Coding region: 1-1365 (454 amino acids)
Biological process (GO): adenylate cyclase-activating G protein-coupled receptor signaling pathway
Cellular component (GO): heterotrimeric G-protein complex
Molecular function (GO): GTP binding; GTPase activity; G protein-coupled receptor binding
Source: RefSeq, a predicted model, not a curated record